AUGCGUCCUGCCCUCCAGCGAGGUGUGAGGACAUUGUCCUGGACUCGAGUUGUUCCUCGUGUUCAUCGACAGACAAGAUAUGUUCAGAUUCGCGCGACACCAUCUGCGGAUCCCACGGUGAAUGGGGAUCACCUACCCCUCGCCAACACAGCUAGUUCCGCUGAAUCGCGAGAUGCGCGAUUCGAUGUUGUCGGCGCCCCAUAUUCACUCCUUUCGGCAUCGCUUUCGGCCUCACAAAACUUAUACACGCGCCGAGGAACCUUGGUAGGAUUAAGCGGCAAGGCAGACAAUGUGGUUUCGACUUUGAGCGUUCUGGAACCCUUCCGCAGGGCGGCUGUCGGAGUGCCUUUCCUCUACCAAAAGGUUUCUUCUGCCAGUCCGGUGACUGCGCUUAUCUCGACUCGCUCCCCGACUACCUCUUUUACCGUGGUGAAUCUUAAUGGCUCGGUCGAUUGGAUGGUUGCUCAACGUCGCGCUCUGCUUGCUUGGACGGGCCGGUCUCUGUCCAUCAAGCCCACUAUCAAUACAAAUCUGGGCUUGGCUCAUUGGGGUAGCUCAGAAGUGACUGGAAGAGGUUUGGUCGCCUUAGUUGGCAACGGCCAGGUAUACUCGGUAGAGUUAAAGGAUGGCGAACAGUAUAUCGCUCACCCAAGUAAUGUGGUCGCUUAUACCAUGUCCUCCAAUCCUCCUCGUCCCUACCGCUUCAAAUCCACCACACUUAGCUUCCAAGUCCCAGGCCUUAAGGUCUUACCGCGAUUGCUACAAAACAACAAUUUCAUUCGAAACGUUUCAAGCUCCAAUGCCUGGAAAAAGACCAUGGGCUUCCUCCACACGCUACGAACCUGGUCCCGCAUGACAAUCUGGGGUGAUAGACUUUUCUUACAGUUCGACGGCCCUGCAACUGUCCUCGUUCAAUCCCGUGGUCCUCGUUUGAACGACGUUCUUUCCGGUCGCGAGGUGAACGAGAUCGCCAAUACACCCAGCGGCGUAACUCUUUCUCGUCAGGAAUUCGAGAACGACAAGCAGGCCAAGGCCAAUGAGGAGGUCGUGGUCGGUAUUACCCGUUCCGUCGCGGACGUCACCCAGGAGAUUAAGGGUAUUAGCCAAAAUGUUGCUAAGAUUCGCCCAGAUGGCAUACAAAAUGCUUGA
Penicillium angulare is the source of this 1149-nucleotide messenger RNA. RefSeq names its product AIM24 family protein. The transcript is spliced from 6 exons. The record is from RefSeq and is a predicted model, not a curated record. Lineage: Eukaryota; Fungi; Ascomycota; Eurotiomycetes; Eurotiales; Aspergillaceae. Gene Ontology annotation, cellular component: mitochondrial inner membrane. Gene Ontology annotation, biological process: inner mitochondrial membrane organization. Bases 1 to 1149 code for a protein of 382 amino acids.